AUGCCAAAAAAAAGAACUUAAAUAUAGUCUUAGGAUACAUCAUAAGAAAAAAUUAAGCAAAAUAUAGCCUCACAGUAAUUAGAGAAUCUUAAAACACCGCUUUAAGCGAAGACUGAAGAGGAGACGUAGUAAAAAAUUGAGAUUGAAACUAAUAAUGAAGAACUUGCCUAAAAAAUAGCUAAAAGAGAGAAGAGAUAAGAAGUUAAAACAAGAGCUGUUAUGGCAUUCUUUAUGAUAUCAACAUUAAUUACAAUCCUUUGUAUGGGCCAUAUCUAUACUUAAAUUAUGAUCUAUUGCUUGCUGGUUGUUAGUAUAUUCGAAAUUCUUUCUGUAACUGAUGAGCCAGAACUGAAUGAGAAAACAAAUUUCAAAUAUGUAGUCCUAAUAAAUCUAGUGUCUUCAUAGAUGAUUUUUUUACCCAACAUUGUACUAAAGAGAUCUUAGCUUGAUUACUUGUUUGAGAGAGAGACAAUCUACCAUAAAUUGAUUUUCGAAUAUCAUUACAUUACAGUGUUUGCAAUGUUUACAUUCUCAAUCAUCUAUUUUGUUUUCAAUUUGAUAAGAUAUGGCAAUUAUCAGUACUAAGUCAAGGGAUAUGGGAUAUCUAUUAUAAUGAGCAUACUAGGAACAUUCGUUGCUAGCUGUUACAUCUUUACACUUUAUUAAGGCUACUAUUGGUUUGUUUUUGGAGUAUUUGCAGUUGUAAUGAAUGAUGUUUGUGCACAUUAAGUAGGGAGGAGGUUUGGAAAAACAAAACUAAUCAAGUUAUCUCCAAAAAAGACUGUUGAAGGGUUUUUGGGAGGUGCGUUUGGGGCUUUGCUAAGUAAUUUUGUAUUUUCAGGAUAUCUUGGACAAUGGAAGUGGCUCGUUUGCUAAAAACCCAAUAUAAGUAUCAGUAUGUUUGAAGUAUUAGACUGCACAGCUGGAGAGAUAUUCUAAUCUAGUCCAUAGGCAUUUGACCUUGGACCAUUUGGCAUUUACAUAUUUAACAUAUCUCCUGUUAUGUAUCAUGCUCUAGCCAUAUCUCUUUAUGCUUCUUUCAUUGCACCUUUCGGAGGUUUUAUGGCAAGCGGAUUCAAACGUGCUUACAAAAAGAAAGACUUUUCUAAUACGAUCCCAGGACAUGGAGGUUUUAUUGAUCGUCUGGAUUGUAUUAUCUUUAUGGGUUGUUUCCUAUUCUUCUACUUAACAUAAAUUGUAUACAAAGAGCAGAGUGCCAUUGAUAAGGCCUACAAGAGUUUUAUGGAUAUGAAUCAAAUUCAUUAAUCGUUUGUCCUUCAACUACUAAAUCCUUAGCUAUUAGUUGCUUGA
This is a messenger RNA of Stylonychia lemnae, 1311 nucleotides long. Lineage: Eukaryota; Ciliophora; Spirotrichea; Sporadotrichida; Oxytrichidae. The record is from the annotation of a GenBank genome assembly.